AGGCUGCAGGCUGCACCCCGCGUGCACGGAGCUUUCUGCAGCUGCAACGGCUGCCACACAUGCAAACCGCGCACUGACGUCGGCUGAUCGAUACCCGCUAUCGGCAAAUAAUCCAUAGCCGCAUGGUGACGUCACGCCGUUGAUCGGUGAGAGUGGCUGGGCGGGUUGGUGGGUGGGUGGCUGGGUUGCCGCGCGGACACCAGGGGUGGAUGCGUGCACCGAAACCCCACAUUGGAUAAAAAAAUAAUCAUAAUAAUAAUAUUAAAAGAGGAAAAAAGCGACAUUGCACGAGGAGCGUGUGGACGUGAACGGGAUUGUUUGCUGUUUGUUUGUCGCCUCGGCGCGUGCAGAAUGUAGUAGGUGUCACGGCCGCUGCAGGAGGAGGAGGAUGGAUGCGUAACAGGACGGAUCAGCCAGCUGUGGCCUGUUCAACAGCAACAUCUGGCCGGAUCAGAGAGGGCGCCUCAGCCAACCAACCAACCAGUCGGAGGAGAUGGAGGAGGGGGAUGCAGAAGGGGAGGGGCCAAUGGCGGUCAGGGAGGGGUCGAGCAGUCGCGGCCUCCCGCCACCACCGGACACUGGUGGCAGCGGCAACACAACCACUGCCACCACCACCAAUAACCUCCUGGCUUCUGUCAAAGAGCAGGAGCUCCAGUUCGAGCGGCUGACUCGAGAGCUGGAGGAGGAGCGGCAGAUUGUGGCGAGCCAGCUGGAGAGGUGCAUGCUGGGAGCUGAUUCGCCAGCGGGGGACAGUAGCAGCUCGUCUGAGAAGUCGUUUGCAUGGAGAACUGCAGGUGGAGAUCUGCAGGGCGGUAUGGAGGCCUCUGGUCGACUCCUGGAGCCGGAGGACGGACUCUAUCUGCCUGAACAGGAUCGGGUCUCCCUGCAUGACAGUGAGGGCUCAGGAGGUCACUCAGCGCAGAUGACCUCGUAUUCGGACAGUGGCUACCAGGAUAGCAGUGUUAGCUACUACAGUAACCAGAACGUGGUGCGUUCAGAGCCACGGGCGUCCUUAUCCAGAAGCCCAAGAGCUGAAGGUCAAGCCUCCGGGCCGGCGUCAGGCCGGGUGUUGCGGAGGAUGGCAUCCCUCCCCUCUCGGAGCCAGUCUCCGGGCUGUGGCACCGCCGGGACUGUCUCACCCUCCCGCAUCUCCCUGCGAACCUCCCAGGGCAGCACCUACGACUCGCCCAUCCUCUCUGAGCCCAAACCGCUGGCCGCCGUUUUCCCAGGCACCACCAUGCCGCCCUCCUGCCCGUCACCGACCUCUCCGACGGACGGCACCCAGGCCCUGGGCGGCGGUGGCGGCGGCGGAGGAGGAGGAGGCGGUGGGAUUAUAGGGGGAGCAGGUGGGCGACUGGGUUCCACCCUCUCCCUGAUCGAAGGGAGGGGUUUGACGGGGUCGCCGCUACGUUCAGGAAUGACGGCUAUGCCACAGCAUUAUGGUUCCACACUGCCCAGACAGAGCCAGCCGCUGGCGUAUGGAGCGGAUCCAUACGGUCUCUACCAGAGGAGUGCCCUGCCCCGCCCCGACAGCCUCAUAGGGCUUCACAGCUCAUACGCCGGUCAUGCGGGGCAGAUGGAUCCGGAGCUGAGGGCGGCGCUGUCUCCAGACUGCCACAUGACGCCCGUUUUUGACGAGCGCUCCUUCCACAGCCCCCUGUACCACAGCCCCACCCACGACCCCCAGGGCUCCCUCUACAGGACAAACACAGGUAUGGAGACCCUCCCUCGGACUACAAGCCAUUGCGGCACGCUGCCGUACCAAAGAAGCAGCUAUGGGCUGAGCUCUGCAGCGCUCUACGUCGACUCCUACAGGGCGGGCGGAGAACCCGUCUUCUCCCACCGACACUCUGGACUGGUGGAGCGGGUCGCGACACGCACCCCGUCCAUCGAGAGUAUCCAUAAGGACCCCAGGGAGUUUGCUUGGCGUGACCCCGAGCUGCCGGAGGUCAUCCACAUGCUGCAGCACCACUUCCCCUCAGUCCAGGCCAACGCCGCCGCCUACCUGCAACACCUCUGCUACGGAGACAACCGGGUCAAGGUGGAGGUGUGUCACCUAGGGGGGAUCCAGCACCUGGUGGACCUGCUGGAUCACAAAGUGGCUGAGGUGCAGAAGAGCGCCUGCGGGGCCCUGAGGAACCUGGUGUACGGCAAGGCCACCGACAGCAACAAGGUGGCCCUGAGAAACUGUGGAGGGGUCCCGGCCCUGCUGCGCCUCCUGAGGAAGACCACUGACAACGAAGUACGAGAGCUGGUCACCGGUGUGCUCUGGAACUUGUCCUCCUGCGACGCGGUGAAGAUGACCAUCAUCCGCGACGCUCUCACCACUCUCACCAACACCGUGGUCAUCCCACACUCGGGCUGGAGCAGCAUCUCACACCGCGAUGAACACAAAGUCAAGUUCCAAUCAUCACUACUGCUGCGCAACACAACAGGCUGCCUGAGGAACCUGAGCUCAGCGGGGGAGGAGGCGAGGAGUCAAUUGCGUUGUUGUGAGGGUCUGGUCGACUCGCUGCUUCACGUCCUCAAAGCCUGCGUCAACACCUCCGAUUACGACAGCAAGAUUGUGGAGAACAGCGUCUGCACCCUGAGGAACCUGUCGUACCGGCUGGAGGUGGAGAUGCCCUCCUCCCGUCUCCUCGGCAACCAGGAGCUGGACACCCUGCUGGGCUUCUCAUCCCCGGCCAAGGAGCUGGACUACCUGUGCUGGGGCAAAAGGAGGCGGGGCAGGAAGAGGGGCGGUUGGCCUGACGACAAGUGGGACGGGGUGGGGCCCAUCCCGGGGUUCUCACAGCCUCUGAGGGGGGCGGAGCUUCUGUGGCACCCGAUGGUGGUGAAGCCGUACCUCAACCUGCUGGCAGAGAGCUCCAACCCGGCCACACUGGAGGGCGCUGCCGGGUCUCUGCAGAACCUGUCUGCAGGAAACUGGAAGUUCUCGGCGUACAUCCGAGCGGCGGUGCGUAAGGAGAAGGGCCUUCCCAUCCUGGUGGAGCUGCUGAGGAUGGACAACGACCGGGUGGUCUGCUCCGUCGCCACCGCCCUUCGUAACAUGGCCCUAGACGGACGCAAUAAGGAGCUGAUAGGUAAGUACGCCAUGCGGGACCUGGUGAACCGGCUGCCUGGUGGGAGUCCGUCAGUGCUGUCGGAUGAUACGGUGGCGUCUGUCUGCUGCACGCUGCACGAGGUCACCAGCCGCAACAUGGAGAACGCCAAAGCUUUAGCCGACAGCGGAGGCAUCGAGAAGCUGGUGGACAUCAGCAAAGGACGAGGGAAAGGGUAUUCGAUGAAGGUUGUGAAGGCAGCAGCUCAGGUGUUGAACACACUGUGGCAGUACCGAGAACUGAGGAGCCUCUACAAACAGGACGGAUGGAACUACACCCACUUCAUCACCCCCAUCUCCACUCUAGAACGAGACCGCUACCGCUCCCAGCCCACCUUACCCACCAGCCCCCUGCAGAUGUCCCCCGUCAUCCAAUCAGGUGGAAGUGCAACAUCCUCGCCAGCGAUGCUGGGAAUCCGAAGGCACAGUUCAAACUACCAGAGGGCGCAGUCAUCUAUGCAACUCGACUCAUACUAUGGAGACAACAGUUUACACAAGCGGCAGUACACAGGGUCUGAGAAGAAAACUCCUUACUUCAUUGGAACAUAUUCUUCCCAGUCAGGAGAGGAUUUGAGAAGGUCCCAGAACCCAGAGCCAUUCUACGACGAGCCUGACAGGAAGAAUUACAACAGCUACAGAAUGUACCUGUCGUCCCCACAAGGCUACGGAGAGGAGCAGUACGAGGAGGAGCCGGUCCACCUGACCCCGUCCUCCCCCGACGGCUACGCCAGCCAGACGCUCCGAUUCAAAGCCAACACUAACUACGUGGACUUCUACUCCACCACACGGAGGCCUUCAAACAGGGCGAACAAGUUCACCGGAUCCCCCGACUCGUGGGUGUAAAAAUCACACAGACUGUGUCCGUUUAGCUUCAGCGUUUGGCCGUCUGUGUCUGUGGGCGUCUGUGGGUGUGGGUGUGGGUGAGUCGAAGGUGGAGGAUGCAUGUGAAUGUGUGCAUUAGUGUUGACACUGUACUGAAUGAUCAGGGCACAGUUUACUAAGGGCAGCUUUGACUAAGUGGGUCCACGUCCAGCGUAACGCAGAUUCAGCGGAACCUUUUAGUUCAACUAAAGCCUCCGCUAACACUGCAUUAUAAACAGGAGGAGAAGAAGAAAACCAGGGUAGAUUUGCAUGUCCUAGCAGGUAAAAAGAAGUGAGAAGGAUCAUCACGUUUGUUUUUUGUUUGUCAUUAUACAGAAGUGGAACAAAAGUUAUUCAGACACCCUUAAAACUGAACAUAAUCUCAAAUAUUAUCAAGAAAUAUUUGUGGAAAAAUCGAUUUUGUGUUUCAAAAGGUGUGGCUAUAUCAGACAGCAGGGUCUUAGAAAGUCUUUAAAGUCUGGAAUUUACAAAUCUGCAUUUAAUACCUUAAAAGUGUCUUUAAAAGGUCUUAAAUUUAAUAUGGUAGGUCUUCAGUU
Molecule: messenger RNA, 4518 nt
Organism: Sphaeramia orbicularis (orbiculate cardinalfish)
Lineage: Eukaryota; Metazoa; Chordata; Actinopteri; Kurtiformes; Apogonidae
Product: plakophilin-4-like
Exons: 22
Coding region: 494-3943 (1149 amino acids)
Biological process (GO): cell-cell adhesion
Cellular component (GO): cytoplasm; plasma membrane; nucleus
Molecular function (GO): protein binding
Source: RefSeq, a predicted model, not a curated record